Messenger RNA from Vitis vinifera (wine grape), 3848 nucleotides. Its product is annotated as ABC transporter I family member 11, chloroplastic. Gene Ontology annotation, biological process: transmembrane transport. Gene Ontology annotation, molecular function: ATP binding; ATP hydrolysis activity; ATPase-coupled transmembrane transporter activity. Lineage: Eukaryota; Viridiplantae; Streptophyta; Magnoliopsida; Vitales; Vitaceae. Bases 366 to 1220 code for a protein of 284 amino acids. The transcript is spliced from 10 exons. Gene Ontology annotation, cellular component: membrane; chloroplast envelope. The record is from RefSeq and is a predicted model, not a curated record.
ACUUAUUUCUUUACUCGUCUAAGACUUAAAUCAGAAAAAUAAACAGACGCAAAUACUAUAAUAUAGACUACAAUAAUUUAAUUCAAUAUUAAAUUUCAAAUGUUUAAACAUCUCAAAAGAUUAUUAUUCAUGAUAAACUAUUUUUUUUUCUUUUUUCUUAUUUAUUUUCCUGUUUAUUCUAUUUAAUUUUUGUGGGAAAAAGUUUUUUUUAGGGAAUUAUAUAUAUAUUUAUUUACUUCAAAUUCUUAAUUAAGUAAACUUAAAAUUUCAGGGGGAUGCGGGGCUCCGCCCCCGAAGGCUGAACACAAGUGCCGCAGCCGAAGUAUUGGUGGUCAAAUCUCAAAACUGCAGCUCCGGUUGAAGAAAUGACGAAUUAUGUAUGUAAAGCACAGCCUCCUCCAACGGCAGUCUCAUCCGCUUCGUAUUUUGGACAUUCACUCUUCUUCCAUUCUCCACCUGCAAUCUUAACCAGACCAUGCAGGUCAAAGUUCUGGAGAAUUCGAAAUCUUAGAAUCAGCUGCGAAUACUCUUGUAUCGAAGUUAGGGGUGUUAGCUAUCGACCCCAAGGGACAGAGUUCGACCUUUUGAAUGAUGUUAAUUUUUCCCUUCCAGAGAAAAGUUUUGGUUUGAUCUUUGGACGCAGUGGAAGUGGAAAAACUACUCUGUUGCAGCUUCUCGCAGGGAUAAACAAACCAACAUCAGGUUCCAUUUUUGUUCAAAAGUAUGGAGAUGAUGGCAAGCUGACUCAGACUUCUGAACCAUUGCCUUCAGAAAGAGUUGGUAUUCUCUUUCAGUUUCCUGAGAGGUAUUUUGUGGCAGACAAUGUGCUUGAAGAAGUUACAUUUGGGUGGCCUAGGCAAAGGGGCAGCUUCCAAUUGAAAGAGCAUCUUGCUUUGGGACUAGAGCGAGCUAUUAAUUGGGUUGGAUUGAACGGGAUCUCCUUGGAUAAAGAUCCUCACUCCCUAAGCGGUGGAUACAAACGUCGGCUUGCCCUGGCAAUCCAAUUAGUGCAAAUCCCAGAUUUAUUGAUACUGGAUGAGCCUCUUGCUGGUCUUGAUUGGAAGGCACGUGCGGAUGUUGUUGAGCUGUUAAAGCAUCUAAAAAAAGAAUUAACCAUACUUGUUGUGAGCCAUGAUCUCAAAGAGUUAGCAGCUCUAGUUGAUCGAUCCUGGAGGAUGGAAAUGGGUGGAGUGCUUAAGGAAGAGCCUAUAGCAUUUUAAUCUUGGUGUUACCAUCUGCUACCUCAUCAAUAUAAGUUUUUGUGAAAUUUGAACCAGGUGCUUUUAAUUUAUAUAUAUAUAUAUGUUUUUUUUUUUCUUUCUUCUUCUGGGAAAUUGAAACUAUUUUAAUAUUUGACAUGUAAUCAAAGAAGGAAAAAAAAAAAAAACCACACAAGGUAAUGAAAUCUAGACAGACAGCCUGCAAACCCAUGUCUGCAGUUUAUUGCAGUUGAGAUGAUCUGCUAGGCUGGAAAUGAUACACUAUGCAGGUUAAUUUCUCCUGAGAUUCCAGCCGUUUGAAUUCAUAUCUGUAAUUGCAUAAACAUAUAUGCCAGUGUUCUACAAGACCAUUAGCUGUCUGACACUCCGAAAGAGGCCAAGAUAGGAGUGGCAAUGACAAGUAGAAUUUUGAAUACUUUCCACUACCUAGAAUGAUAGAUUUGCUUGGUGUGAAUGACACCAAGAAUGAUUCUCAAGAUUCAAAUAACAGUUUCAGUUAACUGAAAUCAUUUUUACUAACUAGGAAGAUACAGGAAAUACAAGUAACAGACAGCUUUACAAUCACACUAAGGCAAAUAAGAGGGAUGUCUUCUCUCACCUCACUUGAGUUCAUCAUCACUUAAUUACUCACAACAACAAUUACAUAGUGAAAUAUAUGAUCUUACCAAGUAUCAUGCCCAAAGGAUCACAACUAAUAAUCAUUUCUCACAACUUCGUCAUCUACAACUCCAACACCAAAUCUACAAUGCCAACAUUAGAUAAUGAUUAGUUGUAUACAUCAUCAGAUAUAAUCAUCUUAAUACUCCCAGAGGACAACGGUUAUUGUCUUAACAUAAUGACUACAGUUUUGGUCCUAAAAAUAAUUGCAGCUGCAAUAAGGCAAUAUACAAAUAAAAGGUUAGCAUCAUUUGAGCAGUUUGAUUUUGACAUCAGGAGAUAUUUUCAAGCCUGUGCAAACGUCACAUAGAUUUAAAUGUCAUCAUUAUCCUGUCCCCUUUGUCCAUUAUAUGUCAUCUCAAAUCAGUUGUAUCUUUGGAAAAAUUUUCAGAGAUACUUAUAGUUUUGAUACAUUUUGAAAUUGAAUCAGAUGCAGGCUACAUCUAUUUCUUUAUUGUAUUUUAUUUUAAUUUUUUUAUUGAUUUAUUGCAUGUCUGUGAUUUAUUCUAGAAUGAACCAUGCAAUAAAUAGAAUAGACUGCAAAAUUUAUAAAUGGGUAAAUUUUUGUCCCCAUUGGGACUUGAAUCUGGAACCUCCCACAAACCCUCCCCAUCCCUUUACUACUUGAGCUAGGCCUCAAGGGCUCAAAAUUUAUAAUGUGCUCAGCAGUGGUACAUAAAACUAUUCCAAAGGUCCAUAGAUCACAAAAUUUAUUAUCUAAUAGAGUGAUAAUGGUGUCAAGCCCUCGAAAAUUUUGGCUACAUGGUCAAACUAGUGGGAAGUGUAAAUUUCCCACAGUUUUGGGGGGAGACUGAUCCUGUGUGGGAUUUGGUCAUUGAUGACAAAGCUAACUUGGUUUGUGGCUUGUGAAACCAAUCCAACCUAAGUAUUUAGCACGAGCACUAGGUUAGGAGGCUGAGCUUACAGCUAGUAAUGAAAUGACCUGCCAGUUCAUUGGCUUGCUGGUUUUGUUUGAGUUCAUAAUUAUUCAUUUUGGGUGGGUAUUAUUGUUUUCUUGGUAAUUUGGGUCCACUCACGUUCCAAAUCAUUCAUCUAAAGAUGUCAUUUGUAAUACUUAGUGUUAUAUAACAUAUAGUAAAUAUAAUUCAAAACUAAAAUUGACCCAAGAUAGAACCAGAUUUUGUCAGUUGAAAUUCUGUUAGUCUCCCUUUGGCCAUCGGUUUAGUGUUGGGGGUAAAACAGUGCUAAUUGAUUUAGGUGAGUUCAGUGCCAGUUUAAUUCUAAAUUCAACCAACCCAAAUCAAUUGCAUUUGAUCUUUGGUGUGCCCUUUCUCAGGCUCUUUUAAUACAUAUCCUCAUUUUGCCUAUCAAAAAAAAAAAAUUGUGUUUGAACUAUGGGCUAUUGCAUGUUUGUGAACUAGAAAUGUAAUUUGCUUAUAUACUUACAGUCUGCAUCAGUUUUGAUCCAGUGCUCCCUACUCCCACUUGAGCCACUGUUGCUGAGCAUGUCUUGUGGAAGGUUUAAACAUUGGUUGGCAUCCCUUGAUAUGUAUCCAUGGGGAAACUUUAUGCUGUCUUCAUCUCUAUUAUCACAUCCAUCAUCAUAGAGAGCAUUCUUGAUCUCAUACUUAAACUCCUUUGCAGCUGCAGUAUUCCUUUCAGGAUGAAUUUUUCCAUGGAACAUUCGUAGGACCUGCAUGCCACACACAUGAAAGAAAUUAAGAACUCCAAUACAAAAAUUGCUAGCAUUUCCAUUACUGGUCCAUGGCCAAGCAAAAUAUUUCAGGUAUUUCUGUUUCUUCUGACAAGUGUUGUGAUAUUGGUGUUGAAUACAAAUGGUAUCUUUCUGAUUGUAUACUGGGAUUGUCAGAUAGUGUGAAUUGGCAUGUGAUAUGACCCCAUUAUUAAAGAAGUAGCUGCUUAAAGUGUGUGACAUGAGGAUUCUAAGAUGUGAACAUAUAAUAUAGGGGUGGAAUUAAUGAUUUAUUUACUAGGUUCUUUUUUUCCCUA